Messenger RNA from Folsomia candida, 2176 nucleotides. RefSeq names its product serine/threonine-protein kinase/endoribonuclease IRE1. The coding region runs from base 264 to 1628 and encodes 454 amino acids. Gene Ontology annotation, biological process: IRE1-mediated unfolded protein response; mRNA processing; intrinsic apoptotic signaling pathway in response to endoplasmic reticulum stress. NCBI's taxonomy places the organism in Eukaryota, Metazoa, Arthropoda, Collembola, Entomobryomorpha, Isotomidae. Gene Ontology annotation, molecular function: protein serine/threonine kinase activity; ATP binding; RNA endonuclease activity. Gene Ontology annotation, cellular component: IRE1-TRAF2-ASK1 complex. The record is from RefSeq and is a predicted model, not a curated record. The transcript is spliced from 3 exons.
AGAUUAGAUAGGGAUCCACUGCAUAUGUACAAUAAUGGAUUGAAUCAUGAAAAUUAAUCUCCAGUAUCCACUCAUUAUAUUCCCAGUCUUCUCGUCCAUCCGGUUCAAGUGUUAUAUUCCACCAAAUAAGUUCAUGUCUAAAUUACACCAAAUAAUUUCAUUUCUAAUUAUAAAAAACAUCGUAAUUUCCAUCACAAUUUCUGGUGACAUUAAAUAAUUGACUCUUAAUUCGUUCCUCAGACAAGAGGGGAUAAACCCGAAUCAUGCCUAAAAAAUCGCGAAAAGUAAAAAAGCGUCAAGUAAAUUUGACCAUAAACGUUGUGCCUGACUACUCCCGUGCUGGCGAUAGCAUUGUCUACUACCCUAAUAACGUUCUUGGGAAUGGUGCAACAUCGAUUGUAUACGGUGGCUUUCAUGAGGUUCAAGAUAGAAAAGCUGCGGUUAAGCGUAUUCCUAAGAAUCAUUAUAAGAUAUUUGAAAAUGAGCUUGAAGUUUGGAGGAAAUUAACUACUCCAGAUUUAGUUAACAUAGUUGGUUAUUAUGCUAGAUAUGAAGAUACUAAAAAUUGUGCAUACUUUAUAGCAAUGGAAUUGGCAUUGGGAACUUUAGAUGAUGUUGUAACUGGAAAACCUAAUGUCUCUGCCUGGACAAAAGAGUCAUGCAUAAAAUAUUUGAAUGAUGCUAGCCAAGGUCUGGAAUUUUUGCAUGGCAAGAAUAUUAUUCACAGGGAUAUCAAGCCCUCUAACAUAAUGAUAUUUGCUAAUAAUGACCAUAAUGACCUUGCAAAACUGGGUGAUUUUGGAAUAAGCAGAAUCAUAGAGCUGAAUUCUGACCAGACAGAUUCAGUGGGGAAGGGGACCUAUGAUUGGAUGGCGCCCGAGGUACUUCAAGAUUAUAAUCAGGUCAAUGACGACAAACUUCCAAUAAAAUUUCCAAACACAACUGCCAUUGACAUAUUCUGUUUAGGGCAGACUUACUUUUAUGGUAUCUCCCAAGGAGAAAAAUUAUUUGGUAAUAUUGUGUUUAGAGCACACAAUGUAUUAUCUGGAAAUCCUGGAGACUUGAAAAAAAUGAUGAAAAAAAUGAGUGAUAAUGAUAUCCCACUGAUUAAGCUCGUACUUGAAAUGGUAAAAAGGGAACCAACAGAACGUCCGACAAUUCAAACUGUUUUGAAACAUCCUUUUCAUUGGGAUAAUUUUAAGUUUCUGGAAUUUGUACAAGAUGUAGCAGGUAUCUUAGACAAUAAGGUAAAGGAAUUGCAAACACUAGAAGACCUGGACAAAGCGUACAGUAAAUAUCAUCUCCAAGAGACUGGAUCUGAAUUUGAUUUUGAACAAGAAAUGUCCAGCAACUUUGUAGCGUUAUUGUCCGCCAGUUGGAAAAAAAAUUAUAGCAAUGACAGCAAGUCGUGCAUCAAGCUCAUAGAACUAAUUAGAGAUAAACUGGCACAUUUUAGUAGCCAGAAAGAAGAGGUAAAUGAGGAUUGUUACUUUGGAGAGAAUGGGAAAUUUUGCAAGGGGAAAUAUGCUGAGUAUUUUAAUCAGAAGUUUCCACUUCUUGGAAUAUUUCUUCACGAUUUCUUUAAGCGCAACCACCUUGAAAGAUUCUACCUUGAAAGAUUCUAUUAAAGGUUCUAUUAUAGUUGAAUUUUUAAAAGAAGACACCAAGUUUUGAAAACUUGUCAACCAUGAUCCCUCCUCAGUGACCUCGGAAGGCGAUGGUGUGACAUAAAAUUCGAGAUUAAUUGAGCUUUACCUUUAAGAUGAGAAAUUGACCGUAAUUUUACGCUCACCAACGCCCUCCGAGGUCACUGAGGAGGGAUCAUGGUUGACAAGUUUUCGAAAAUUGGUGUCUUCUUUUAAAAAUUCAACCAUGCUUGGAAUGCUUAGCAGACCUUUACCGAUGCGAAGUAUAAUAAAGCUAAACAAAGUACAGAUAUGUAAAAGCACAAACAAUUCAAUUAUAUUCAAGUGUCAUCCUAGGUCAUUUGUAUUAUGUAUAAGUAUGUACAUACGACUUAAGAAGUAAUUAUUAUUUUCAAUUUAUUUUCUCCACAAUUUGAUUUCCAGUAGACCAUUUAUAAAUAACCUGCUUAAUAAUCUUGAUUGAUAUCACAUAUUCUUCGUAAUAUACUGCUCUAAAGACGCCAAUACGCAAUAAAAAAGAUUUGAAGUAA